Messenger RNA from Maniola jurtina (meadow brown), 2713 nucleotides. Its product is annotated as zinc finger protein 561-like. Gene Ontology annotation, molecular function: DNA-binding transcription factor activity, RNA polymerase II-specific; zinc ion binding; RNA polymerase II cis-regulatory region sequence-specific DNA binding. Bases 210 to 2108 code for a protein of 632 amino acids. The transcript has 8 exons. Gene Ontology annotation, biological process: central nervous system development; regulation of transcription by RNA polymerase II. NCBI's taxonomy places the organism in Eukaryota, Metazoa, Arthropoda, Insecta, Lepidoptera, Nymphalidae. The record is from RefSeq and is a predicted model, not a curated record. Gene Ontology annotation, cellular component: nucleus.
CAAACGUAGAAAAUGUCGAAAAAUGCUGCCUUAGUGCCAAUAAACUCUAAAAAGUUAAUCUUGAUAUCUGGAAAUAACAUUAUCAGCUAUUAACCGUAAAUCUAGCAAAGCUACCAUUUAAACACAUUAUAAAAUUACCAUACCACGAACAUAGGUUUUCCGAUGAUAAAUCGACCUUGAGAUUCAAGGCAAAACAAUAAGCAUUGAAAAUGCGGUGUUGUGUGCCUUUCUGCGAAAAUACUUCGGACAAUGUAUCACCUUCAGAGGCAGAAGGCAAGGAAAUCAGUUUUCAUGUUUUCCCGAGUGAAGUGCAUCUCCGUGCUGCCUGGCUCAGAGCCCUCGGCAGACAAGACAACCUGCCAGACUCUGCUGUGGUCUGCUCACAGCAUUUUCUAAAUGAUGAUGUUUAUGAAACAGAAAGUGGCUCAAGGCAAAUUCGUUCUCAUGCCAUCCCUUCAACAGUGCAGGUUUGCAUGAUAUGCCUAGACACUGACAGCAAGCUGAUACUAAUGAGUGAAUAUGCAUUGGAAGAAUCAUAUGAAAAGUUAACUGGAGAGCCUUUGUGUGAUCAAGGAAACCUAAAACCAACACUUUGCGUACAAUGUGCUCAGAGAUUGAUAAACUUCAGUAGAUUUAGAGACAUGAGCUUGAGAGCCCGUGCACUGAUGAUGGACUUAGUUCAAAAACAUGGAUUAAUUACAGGACAACAUAUAAAACUGAUAAACCGCACAAAACACCAACUAAAGAGUAAUAUGGUGUUCACAACGCUAGGGCCUGACCACUGUGACUUGCACAUACUAGAACACCCCUCAGAAGACAACCAGGAAGAAUUAGAGGAAACCAGAUUGGAAAGUAUCAUGAAAAUUGAAGGAAAUGAUGAGUCCAUGACGGCUGAUGAAGACAUGGAAAUGGAGAAUGAAGAUGACAAUAAUGUCAGUGAUUUUGUUCGGGACCCAUUAAAGUACGAAAGUGCUCCCUUCCAAUGUACAUUUUGUUGGGAGGAGUUUGUCCAUGAACAUGCGUACAUGCAACAUAUGUGCAUGUAUCUUCAGGACGGUAACGUUGAUGGUGAAUGUGAGACGUCACAAGUAUGCAAGCCUCAUACAGCUGUGAGCUCCAGCUCUGCACACUCUGCACUCAGCUCUGAGAACAAGCAUGCAGGUCCCAGUACUUCCACACAUGCCGCGAUGACCUUAGCUGUUCCCCUGGCCGCGAGUCUUGCAAUAAAUAUCGAGAUGAAAGAGCCAUCAACUGAGCAAGCCGACACAGACGACAGUGGUCGAUACACAACACUAACAGAUUGUUAUGUCAAAUUAUAUGAUAUUUUCCCUAAGAAAGUUGUCCCAAGACGGGAUGGGUCACUGACGAAGACACAAAAACAAUCUGUUAGAUCUUGUCUCAGUCAGAACAUUGCCUCUAAAGAUAGCAGUUAUCAGACGACAAGUCAGAAUGAAGUCCUUUUAGCAGAAUGCAUUGAACCAAUCACCCCUGAAGAGAAAGUUACUGAAUCAAAAACUGUGUACAUUUGCGACUUUUGUCAAAAAAUGUUUAAACAAAAACAAAACCUAGCAAGACAUAUUCAAACUCAUUCGUUAGUACGUCAAUUUACUUGCAAUAUUUGCCAUUACAAAUUUAAAUUUAAAGAUUAUUUAAAGGUGCACAUGAGAACUCACACUGGUGAGAGACCAUAUCCGUGUAAGUUAUGCGAGAGAAAGUUUUUAUCAAAUAAUGAUUUAGUGAGGCACAUGAGAACUCACACUGGUGAAAAGCCAUAUCAUUGUAAGUUGUGCAAAUAUAAAUGCGCCCGAAGUAGUCAUUUAGUGGAGCACAUGAGAACUCACACUGGUGAAAAGCCAUAUCAUUGUAAGUUAUGCAAAUAUAAAUUCGCCCAAAGUGGUCAAUUGGGGAGGCACAUGAGAACUCACACUGGUGAGAAACCAUAUCCGUGUAAGUUAUGCGAGAGUAAGUUUUUAUCAAAUAGUGACUUAGUAAGGCACAUGAGAACUCACACUGGUGAAAAGCCAUAUCAUUGUAAGUUAUGCGAAUAUAAAUUCGCCCUAAGUGGUCAAUUAGUGAGGCACAUGAGAACUCACACUGGUGAAAAGUGAAAUUGUGAAUAUUGAAUAUACGUGACAAAACACUUUAUUAUUAAAUACAAUGUUUCGUCAAAACGCAACUAUGUGUUUUUGUCGCCCGCUAUCUAUACGUGCAGUGUUAUAAACUCAUGACAAUUGCCACGAAAAAGCUAAAUGCUUGGUACUAAACAACUUGUGUAAAAAGACAAGCCGUAAAAUCAUUGGGAAUGCCGUUAAUCAAGGAUAAGAAAUACGCUGUCGACAACGCACGACCACGGCGUUUGUAUUGAAUCUUACUCAAGACGAUGAUAGCACUGAGCACCUAUAUUGUUUCUCUCUUUUUAGUUUAUUUUACUUGUACCAAGUCGGGUUCAAGUUGUCUCAUUUUGCCCGUAACACAGGUUUUCCUAGUACGGGUGCCAAAGCACUCCAUCUGGCACUACUUGGUAAUUUUUAUGGAAGCAAAGUAGGUAGAUAUGAUACCUACCUGGUUCGCGCGCAAGAAGUCAAGUCUCAGGACUGGUGAUAAGCAUGCAUUUUUAGGAACUAGUUACAAUCAAAGUAUGUUUAGAUGUGUCAUAUUUGUUUUGUUAAUGUUUGUAACCCAAAUAUUAAAUAUAUUAAAUAUUAAAUUUUUU